UUUAAUGUACAGAACGCAUUUUUUGCUGUUAAAUUGUUGAAAUUAAAUUUUCAAAUCCGCGUGCUUCGUGCGGGUUCUCAGCCCGAGCCCGGAUGCGCGAAAAACAAAAUGGCUGUUUUAUUGGUUAGAGUGGAAUGGAAAAGAUCUGGUUGUGAAAGGUUUGAGAAAAUGAAUCCGCGUAUUGAAAUUAUGGAAAAAUGGCGAAACUGAAUGCUAAUGAUAAAUGACGGUGAUGAGGGGGGCUGUAUUGGGAGGAUUGAAUUGUUUGAUAUAUGAAGAGAUUAUGAGGUUUAGCAGCUGCAUUGUGAUACAUCGUCGAAUUGGUAACAAAAUGGAGUGUGAAUCGUAGCACUGCUACGUAGCAGCAUGAACCAGUUAGAAAUCGUAGCGGGGAGCUACAUUCUAAUUCAGAGCAGGGAGCCUGAAAGAAGAUGCCAAACCGUAGCAGGGAGCUACUAUGUGUGGGAGUUUUAGAAAAUCGUUGCAGGGAGCUACGAUGUAUUUUAUUCAGGUAGUCUGGAGAGAAAAGUAGCAGGGAGCUACUCGGUGCUUCAGUGCAGGGAGCCUGAAAGAAGUUAUUACUGUGGCAGGGAGCUACUGUGUGCUUCAGUGCAGGGAGCCUGAAAGAAGUUAUCACUGUAGCAGGGAGCUGAGUGGUGCGUCAGUGCAGGGAGCCUGAAAGAAGUAAUUACUGUAGCAGGGAGCUACUUAGUGCUUCAGCGUACGGAGCUUGGCAAAGGUAUUGCUAAUUGUGGCAGGGAGCCACUAUGUGUUUAUUUUUUUCAGAGCAGGGAGCCUGAAAUAAUGUCAAAAAAGUAGCAGAAAACUGCUCAGAGCAGGGCGCUGGUAAGAAUAUAGCAAACUGUAUGAAGGAGCUGCUUUGUUCUUUAAUGCAGGGAGCUUGAUAAGGUGAUGCAAAUCGUGGCUGGGAAGUUGCAUAAUGUUUUUUUCACCUAAAAAAAAAACUUGCAUUCAAUUUUCGAUUUGUAGUAGGGAGCUACGCUGUCCUUCAGUUUUACACAAGAUGUUGAAUGUUUGAAAAGCGAUACUUUUUUUUUUGAACUUUCAAAUUCAAGAUAAUUAAAAGAGAAAAAAAACCUUCGCGAGCCGAAGGCGGGAAUCUAUAUAUAUGAAUAGAAAUAAAUAUAAAAAAAAAACUGUAGAUGACCUACACACGUUUCUGUUUAUUCUUUCUUUUCGAAAUUGAUGAUCACCAUUCGUUAGUUAUGAAUGGAAUUAUUUUUCUAUCUGCUAUUUCAGAUGGAUGAAAAUCGUCCAUUACCAAUGUUUCGAUGCGAGCAAAUUGAGAGUAGCAAACUGGCGAAGGAAUGGCGUGAGUGGAAAGAUUCCCUUGAGUUCUAUUUCGACUCGUAUCAGAUUACCGAUCAGAAGAUUAUGCGUUCCAAAAUGCUUCACUUUGGAGGACCGCAAUUGCAAAAGGUUUUCAAAAGCUUGGAAGGUACAGAGGAUUUCCCUCUAAUCAUGCUUGAGAAACGCUGGUACGAUGUGGCUAUUGAGCGGCUAGAUGCGUUCUUUAAGCCACGAAGCCAAGACGUUCUUGAGAGACAUAAACUGAGAAAUAUGAAGCAAGGAAGCCAGGAACGAUUUUCUCAUUACGUGUUACGUCUACGCCAACAGAUAAAGGAUUGUGGGUUCGAGAAGUAUCAGAAAGAAGUCCGGAAUGUUCUUGAGGAGAUCAUGCUUAUCGAUGUGAUUGUUGAAGGGUGCAACUCACAAGAACUACGCCGGAAAAUACUCGAAAAAGACCUAACUCUUGGAGAAAUUGAACAACUUGGAGCAUCAUUUGAGAGUGUGCGACUUCAAGAGAAAGAACUGAAAGGAGAAAGUAAUACUGCCCAGGCUGGACAAACGGAAGUAUGGAAGAUUAAAGCGGACAAAGCAAGAGCUGAACGUCAGCAAGGUCGGAUUGUGAAACGAUUUGCAUCCGCCCCCCAGAAUGCAUUCAAGCGUGAUGACACCUUUUGCUACGCUUGUGGACAACUUGGUCAUAUGUCGAAAGCACCGACGUGUCCAGCAAGAGGUCAACAAUGCCGUAGAUGUCAUAAGACUGGACACUUCGAGAAAGUUUGUAGAAAACGCCAGUCUUUCUCUACGAAUCCUUCGUUUCCCAGAAAGGUACAAGCAAUUGAAGAUGUCGAUGAAAACUCUCCGAUCGUACCAGCUGAUGAGGUCAAAAGGGCAGUACCAACGAAAGCUGAGAAGAAGGUGUAUUACACGUUUCACACGGGAAACACGACUAAUGUGUUUCAAUGCAAGAUUGGUGGAGUUGCAACAGAAGUGUUUAUUGAUUCCGGCUCAGACGUGAACAUCAUCACUACGGACACUUGGGAAAUGAUGAAGGCACACCAGAUCACCGUCUCCAAAUGCGAGAAAGGAAGCGAUAAAAUCCUCAAAUCGUACGGUAAUAAUGCGCCACUUCUGAUUCUGGGAACCUUUGUUGCAACAAUUGAGAUUGGAAAGCGAUUGGUUGAAGGUACAUUUUUCGUGGUUAAGGACGGACAACGAAAUUUGUUAGGCGAUAGUACCUCGAAGAAUCUAGGCAUUCUAAAGAUCGGAAUGGAAGUCAACGAAAUUACGGAAGACUCGGAAAUGACGCCGUUUCCAAAGAUUCAAGGAGUACAAGUUCGGGUACAAAUGGAUCCAGAUGCAACUCCGGUUUUCCAGCCCUUGCGGCGCGUUCCCCUUCCAUUGGAAAAUGCGGUUUCUGAGAAGCUGGACGAAUUGCUUAAACGAGACAUUAUUGAGGUGAAAAGAGGACCAGCAACGUGGGUGUCACCAUUGGUGGUGGCUAAUAAGGCUAAUGGAUCAAUAAGGCUGUGUGUAGAUCUUCGACGAGUCAACCAAGCGGUCAUUCGCGACCGCCAUCCAAUGCCAGUGAUUGAGGACGUUCUCACUCGCGUUGGAAAAGGAAGAAUUUGGAGCGUAUUGGACGUGAAGGACGCAUUUUUUCUGCUGGAACUGGACGAAGCAACAAGAGACAUCACCACUUUCAUCACCCACAGAGGGCUUUAUAGAUUCAAGCGUCUUCCAUUUGGAUUAGUAUCCGCUCCCGAGAUCUUCCAACGGACAAUGGAUGAAAUCCUGGCAGAUUGUGAAGGUACCUACUGGUACCUCGACGAUGUCGGAGUUGAGGGUAGUACAAUCGAAGAACACGAUCAGCGAUUAAAUAAGGUUCUGCAGAAGUUUAAGGAAAAAGGAGUUGUACUCAACUGGGACAAAUGUAAAAUUCGCGUAACUGAGUUUGAGUUCCUGGGGUAUGAAAUUUCACCGCAAGGAAUUAUGCCUUCAGAGAUCAAACGAGCGGCGAUUCAGAAUUUCCGUCAUCCGCAAAAUGAGAGUGAGGUUAGGAGCUUUUUAGGCUUGGCUAACUAUAUGAGUAAAUUCAUUCCAAAACUGGCCGAAAUUGAUGAACCACUUAGGAAGCUCAUUCAGAAAGGAAACAAGUUUCAGUGGGGUGAAGAUGAAAACAAGGCUUUUGAAAACAUAAAAACAGCCAUAACAGAGGUUAGUUCCCUAGGAUUUUUCAACGUUAAUGACGAAACAUCGGUAUUCGCGGAUGCUAGUCCGAUUGCCCUGGGCGCCGUUCUCAUUCAAACUAAUAAUCGUGGAGAAUCUAGGGUUGUUUGUUAUGCAUCAAAGUCACUUACCGACACCGAAAAAAGAUACUGUCAAACAGAAAAGGAGGCGUUAUCGUUGGUGUGGAGCGUAGAAAAGUUCCAAAUCUACCUGAUAGGUAGAGAGUUUAAACUCCUCACCGAUUGUAAGGCACUCACUUUCUUGUUCACUCCUGCAUCUCGUCCCUGUGCGCGCAUCGAGCGGUGGGUAUUGCGCCUACAAAGUUUCCAGUAUACAGUGGUUCACAUCCCUGGGCAAUCCAAUAUUGCAGACGUUUUCUCACGACUUUCAACACUCGCUCCUAAACCGUUCGAUGAAGCGGAGGAAUUAACCGUUAGAGAGAUAACGGCUUCAGCAGCCACCACUGUUGCCUUGAAGUGGCAAGAAAUCGUUGAUGCUAGCAGACAAGAUGAUGAUACAAGACAAGUUCUUGAAGCGAUAAACACUGGUAUACCUGACGAACUACCGCUUUGCUACAAGGUCAUUUAUACAGAACUAUGUGCCAUCGGCAACGUACUUCUGAGAGGUGAUCGCAUAAUUGUGCCCAAACGCCUACGACAACGAGUCUUACUACUAGCACACGAGGGUCAUCCUGGAAUCAGAAUGAUGAAGGGUCAUUUGCGCACCAACGUAUGGUGGCCCAAAAUGGAUUACGAGAUCGAACAAUUCGUGAAAGCCUGUCGGGGAUGUAUUUUGGUAUCUGCACCAAAUCCACCCGAGCCAAUGGUUAGGAAAGAGUUUCCGUCUCGGCCCUGGGAACAGAUUGCCAUUGACUUCCUAGGACCUCUCCCAGAUGGUGAGAAUCUCCUAGUGUGUGUUGACUAUUAUAGCCGAUACUUAGAAGUCGUAGAAAUGCAAGAAAUAACUGCUGCCUCUACCAUCGAGCAACUUUUGACUAUCUUUUCUCGAUAUGGAAUACCUAACUAUCUCCGGGCGGAUAACGGGCCACAAUUCACGUCUGAAGAAUUCCGAUCGUUUUGCGAAGAGCAAGGAAUACAUUUGGAUAGUACUAUCCCCUACUGGCCCCAAAUGAACGGAGAGGUAGAACGGCAAAAUCGUUCUAUCUUGAAGCGUCUCAGAAUAGCACAAGAACUUGGCCAAAACUGGCGAAAAGAACUACGGGUAUACUUGCUAACAUAUCAUUCAGCAGUACAUCCAACAACAGGGAGAGCACCAGCGGAACUUAUGUUAGGACGACGCUUACGUACGAAACUACCCAGCAUUCCCUCUACUCUAGAUUGUGAUGAAGCUGUAAGAGAUAACGAUAAGACGCAGAAAGAAAAGGGAAGGGUGUACGCAGACCAUCGUCGUAAGGCUCGCCCAAGCGACAUUGAAGUAGGCGAUCACGUUUUGGCUAAGCGUACCAAGAAGGAUAACAAGUUGAGCACUGAAUUUGCCCCCGAAGAAUACGAAGUAAUUGAAAAGAGAGGAACCGAUGUUACUAUCCGCUCAUCUUCGUCUGGAAAGAAAUUUAGAAGAAGUGCGGCACAUCUUAAAGCCAUACCACGUACAGCAAGUGGUAGCUUGGCGGAUAAACAUUCUGGUGAAAGCGUAGAGGAAGCAAGAACAGACGAUGGUGCAGGUAAUUCAACAUCAACAGAGCACGCGGUGGAUGAACAAACAACCGAAGAAAGAUCCAAAAGAACUAGAUCAGAACCAGCACGGCUGAAGGAUUUCGUCACAUACUAAAUCCGUUUUGUUGUUUAUUUUUAUUUAAAAGAAAGGUAGGGAUGUAGGGUUCUGCAUUGAACAUUAUUACGCAUCAGGAAAUAUGCGUACCUUGAUCACAUUGACUCAUCUUGUUGUUUUGACAGAUUGGAGACCGGCAAGACGACAACCGGGACGGUGUGGAGAGGCGACACCACGCGCGACAGGAGAGGAGGACUUUUGGAUAGGACAGUGGAGUGAACGGUUGAAUAUUUCGGGUGUGAGAAUUAUAACAAAAUUUGUGAGUGAAAUAAUACGAAAUAAAUAUCAGAAAUUAGAUCCCAACAGUUGGUUUGCGUUAUGGAUCAUGUAAAAUUUUGGCACAUGAAACUGAAAAACAAGUGUAAUGUUCCAAUGUUGCUGGCGCACGCUUAAAAGUAUGUCAAACAAAUCCUAAACGAGUUUGACGAUGAUAGUUUUUGUGUUCACGUGUUCAAAGACGUAAAAAUAAAUCAUAUGUUUGUUUGUGUCAUGAUCGAUUACGUCAAUUUCCUCCAUUACGUCUCCAUCAAAAUUGAGAAUUUUUAAGUGUGCAUUUUUCAAAAGAAUACAACUUACGACCAAUUUAACCACCCAAUGAUAUUGAAGGGAGCAAAUCAAGGAUGUUUCAUGGAAGUUUGAACGUUUUAUCUAAAAACAAAUCCCUAUGGAACCGCAAAACCAAGGACGUUGUACGAUUAUGCUUUGUCCAUAGUUUGUUCAAGGUAUCACACAUUAAUUGGCUAUAUAUCUUAGCUUCCACAGCCACUUCCGGCAUAAUAUCGGGAUCGAUCGAAUUUGCUUCAAAAACUUCCUUCAAAACCAUGUUGUUCUUUUUCUGUAAAUUUCUUCUUGCAGCCCUCUAUAUUGAGAAAAAAUUGCGUUUAUAUAUUUCAACUGGACUAAUAUGAAUUACUGAACAAAUGGUGCACCAUAAGUUAUUAUGUAACGGGUUGAUUUUUUUAGCACGAGUCGUACAUUUAUUCAAUGAGGCUUGCCGAGGUUUAAUCUUGUAAUGUAUAGUAAUUUGCAAAAGUUUCGAAAAAAAACCCGUACCUUUCCUGACAGCCCUGAAAAACAUACGGUUUACAAUUCAUUAUUUCUUCACAAAAAAGACAUUCUACUUGCUGUAAAUGAUUGAAAGACGUAGGAAACAAGUUAAACUUGUAAGUCAACUGAUAAAAUGUUAAGUUUUACUCUGUUAUACAGGCCUCACGCACUCAUUUGCUUAGGGUGUCCAUAAUGCCUAAUCCCUCUACGACAAUGGAUUUUAUCAGUCAACGAGCUUGAAACUUGACUGAAAAUCAUUAAAAUGUAAAUAACAACAUAUAGAACAAAACCUGCACUGAAGUAUAAAACUUAGCAAACCCAUGAAAACGCCUGAAAGUAUGCAAUUUUCUUACUAAAUGCUGAGCUGAUACCUACCUCCGAGAAAUCAAAUCUAAAAUAAUAAACGGUAUUUUCUCAUGAACCAUCUCUGGCACUGUAGAUUGCAGCUUUCUGUUCCGCUCUCUAUCUAUUCCUUAUGUCAGCGAAGAUAUCGACCAGUUCAAAAUUGCCAGAUCGGGUUAUUUUCUGCUAUUUCUUCGAAACUAGGGUGUAGUGUAUAUAUCUAGUGACAGAUAGUUCGCCAAUCCGUGGCCUAUAUUUCCUAAACGUCGACCGUUUCAGUGGCCUUACUAGCAGCCGACUUGAAAUCUACAAAUUUUACUAUCCGUACAUGUCGCAUAGAUGUUUCUACGCCCGAGUGGAAACUAUCUGCUGACAUAAACGUAUAUUUUCGUUCUAAAUACUUCAAUUCGAUUCGUUCAAGAGCCGUAUCCAUAUUAUUCAAUAAGAGAACACAGUGGUGGAACAAAUUCCUGUGCGUGUUUUGUGUUGAACAGUUGUCGAGCCAAAAUGUGAUUUGGGGCGUUUGGAGACGUUGUUGAUGCGUCUCUGAUACCUUGCCGUUGAUUCUCGGUACGACACGUACACAUAUCGUCGAUCAUGCGUUGCAUUUUGCCCUCGUAUUCGUUUCGUUUCUUCAUCUCUACUGUUCUGUUCCCCUUGCCCGAUUCGGCUAUGGCCAGUUCGGGGUGUUGCUUCAGAAACGCUCUCGUUGUUUUAAUGGUGGUCCGCCCGGUAAUUGGUCACCCCAUCGUACCUCCCCUUUCUCCUCACGGAGUGGAGAAAAUUAUGGUUCUGGUUUUGCAACUGCGCACUUGUGCGGCUAUUGCUUUCCUGGAUCGCUUACUCGUUGUUUGUUUGAUCGAUGUUAUCCACAUCCCCUAUCAAGUAAUAGAUAGGGAGCUGUGUAUAAGUGUGUGUAUGGUAACGCAAACUUCGAUCCCAUACUAAUAAUCAGUUCGACGCCUAUUGGAAUUGUGACGUCAGAUCUAUUGAACCACGGUUUUGCAUUGUGGCUCAACUUCCGGCUUACCGAAGCGCGAGGUCAGCCAUCUCCAAUUGACUGUCAAUGACCUUCGGAUAUGGUCGACUUUCUCCGUGCUAUCUUUCUGUAUCGAAGCGCCACCAUAUGGUCACUGUUCGUGUACUCAUCGCCGACCCUCCAGUCUUGGCUAGGGUUUAGAUCCGGGCUCCACUAGGUCACAUCAAUGGUGAACUCUGCACCGUUCCUACUGUGGGCCAAUGUUCUCGACAUCCACGUUCAGUCUAGCCAUAGCUUAAAGUAAAGCUCAGCUACUCGCGUUAGUCGAGCAGCCAACCUCACUCAAUCGCCCAGCCGUUGAAGUCUCCAUCGAUAACCCGAGACUUGAUCCCAUUAGUGCGCUUUAGCGAAUCUAGCAUAGACGAGAACUGCUCUAUCGGCUACCUGGUUUUACAAAUCGGCACGAGCUUGACCUUAUCCGCUACCCAGUUCCCGAUGUCGGGAUCGAUACGAUAUGGGUCCGCUAGUAGUGCGAUGUCUGUACUUUGUUGCAAGUUCUCGACCCGGUAGAGCAAUGCUACCAUAAGCGAAAUGGGAUUCGGACCACAAACACUGAAGGCUAAAGUACCAAAUUAAAACGAAAAUUUCAUUCUCUAAACAUGUAGGGUAUGUGUUCCAUCAUUAAUCUCACCCAUAUUCAUCCUAUUCGAAAACAAGCGAUUACGGCACCGAUUGACUCCGUUCUUUUUGUUUUCAUGGGUGCUCACUUCUAACAAAAAAUACAAAAAUAGGAAACAAAACAAACAGCGCUUCAAUCCUUUGUUUUUGGUAGGAUGAAAAUGGGAGCCCCAUGCUUAAAAUAGGGAACCAAUACCCUAUUAUGGAGUUUUGCUUAUCAUGUCGCCUAGUCGGUGUUCCUAGCUUUCCUAUCCUAGUCAACUUAAUCUAAGCGUUUACGAUAGGUUUAACUCACGGUUACCAUCGGCGCCGCUGUUGGGUCCCCUUUAGAGCCGCUAUCCCUUGCUGAAAAUGAAGUAGUUGCCUGGUGGUUAUCUAUGCAAGCAAGGAGGCCACCCGAGGGUUGGCAUAGGCCUUUAUGGGGACUGAGCUCAAGCUCAGAGUAGAAUCAGCGCUAAUCAUUAGUGUUCAUCUGAACAUACUUCUAUCAAUUUGUUGCCUAAGCAUGGUACAGGUCAGGAACGUACUUUAAGGGCACGCCAUGGUUUUAUAGGAUGGAAGACAGCGCCAACAUUAGCCCAUCCGCCAUUUCAAGUCAGUGUCACCCGACCUUACUAAGAUGAUAGAAUGCCGUCGCUACCACUUAAGGUGGUAAGUACACAGUGAUGUGUGGUGGAUAUCGAUUGCUUAGGAAUGAAUCCCAGGCUUCCAGCUAGACCUACUGUACGCUAGGCACCGAAGUAUAGUUGACACAUUCUACCGUGACGUUACAACGUUUUGACGCAUUCGUAGUCAGAUUUUCCACUGUAACUGAUGAAAACGAUUGUAAAACUCAAAAUAUUUUUUCAUAUUCGGAUUCCUUGUAAAAUUUCUGAUAUGUUUGACCUAUUGAACAUUUAGUUUGCAUUAGAAAAACGUGUUUCAAAUGCGUAUUUGUAGCGUGACGUUACAACGCGCUAGAAUCCGAUCCUCUCAACCGCGCUACCAACAUCUUAGAAGCUCUGCUCGGAUUUUUAUGAUAUUCUAUUUUUUUUUCUACCAUUGAAAUUUAUUGGUUGGUUCUUCAAUUCAAUGAAAUAAAACAUAUAAAUUUUGGAUUUGUUUUUGGAUAAUCGACUUUUACAUUUCGUGACGUUACAACGCCCGUUCAGUUUCAAACAGGGUUCUGCUCGCGUUGUAACGUCACGAAAAUGUGCAUCAUUUUAGAAUCAGAAUAAUCAGCCAAAUUUGGCCGAAUUUGUGAUUAUGUUAUUGCAUUAUCUUCACUGCUUCAAGGGGAACAUUAUGCUGUUGAAAAUCCGUUUUGUGAUAAAUGGCUCGGAGGGCCAAGUUAUUGCUAUCAGUAGUAUGAAUAUUCCUUCAUAAAGGUUAAUGACACCGGCACCCAUCUUCGGUUUAGUACCACCCAUAUUCUUCUAGUUUUUUUCCCGAAGACUAGCGCGCUGAGAUCCAUUACUUCACAGCGCCAGAUAUUUAGAUUUUUCAGCAUAUCACUCAUCACACCGUCGAGAUAAAAAUUUCUUCAAUAAUCUUUGCAAUGUCAUCUAUUCAAGUGAAAAUGCUUUAAUUUGUUUGAGAGAAUUUAUUGAAUCAAAAGCAUUCCAGAGGAUCUGCAUACCACUUAGGACCCUAAGAACAACUUCUGUGAUCUCAGAGACAAAUAGACCUAACAGUCAUAAAAAAAAUCUUAAUUACUUAGAGAGUUAGUGUCUUUGGAAAAGUUGUUUGAUAAAUCAAAGACUUACAGCUAAUUUACCAUAUGACGUGAGAUUUUGCCACUGGCCGAUGCUAAUUCAAAGUUUGUGAUAGUUUGCAAAUGAUUUCUCAAAAAGUUUCCUACAAGUUUUGACUAAUUGAGAAACUAGCAGUCAAAAUUUGUAAAUUUUUGGGCACUUUUUAAAAAGUUCCAACUUUUCUUUUAAAAAUAAAUAUAAUGUGCAUGGUUUUCCAAAAUUUCAACUACCACUAGGCAAGUACAACCUUAAACUAAACGACUUUUAAACUGAAGAUACUUAAAAAGUUAAAUAACUUUCUAAGUAAUCAGGGUCCUGAGAUAUAUGAGUCGGUGAUUCUUGUGAUAUCAAAGACAGACGUAACAGUGACAUAAUUUCCAUUCCAUAGGGGAGACUGGGUAGACUUGAUCCCUUUUUCUUGAUUUGCCUCUAACUUUAAUUAAAACUAGAUCUGAUUUUCGUUCAGAAUGACAGGUGAGCAUCUAUUGCAAGUUUAUACACAACAGAAAGACUUAAAUGUAUUGCUGAAGUUUUCAAAACUGUGAUUUGGGACAUGUCUUAUGAUGCAUUCUACAAAAAUGGGUGACACGUGAUCCCCUUUUAAGCACAUGGUUAAUUUUUAGGGAAAAUAACUUAAGAGGCUUCCUGUUUAUUUUCUUUUCAAGUUUUCUUGUAUUUUCUACGAAUAUCGUGUAUUUCAAAUUGAACGAUUUCCUUAAAUUUUCAAGGAUACGCCGUAUUUUCAAAAUGGGGAGACUUGAUCCCUCUUUUCAUGACGUGUAUUAAAAUAAUAAAUAUCUGACACAUUUUAUCAUUGAAUAUUCUAAAAUUCCAAGUAAAUCGAGGGUUCCAAAUAGAAUUUUAUUUUUCAUACAUAUAAUGCGUGUGUAAUCCUCGAAGGAUCAAGUCUCCCCAUAUCAACAUUGUAUAUACUCAGCUAAAUUACCUAAAACAUGUUUAUAAAAAUCUUGGUUGGAUAAAUAAGUUUGAUAGUACCGUAAUCCGGGGUAACAUUGAUCAGAAUUUUCUAUCUUUCUCUUGUUAAAGCAAACGUUACAUGUUUUAUAUUUUCAAAACAAGUACUGGCCCUCUGAGUAUGUGUUAAGCUACUCGAAAAAGUAUUGUAAAACUUUAAAACAUGUUUAAAUAGGUUUUUUAGUCUAAUUUUUGAUUUUGUUGAUUUGGCCUAAGAGAACAAUGUUCUUUUGUGUUGAAAAUACCCUUACUUACUAAAUUCAGGGUCGCUGAAUUCGAAUAUGUUGUCCAAAUUCUUACAAGUUAUGUACUUUUUGAGUUAUUUUAGGAUUAAAAUCCUCCAAACCGCAAAUAACGCCUAAAGGUAGGCAAUGGCUUAAGGAAUUGAUAGCCUACUUUUAAUAAAUCGUAUAUUUGAUUGAAAAGUAGCAUUUUCAUAAAAGCUUCAGUUAUUGAAUCCAACUCUAGGAUAUCAUAUUGAAGCUAUACAGUGAUUUCGAAACUCAUAUUGAAUCUAGUAUUCACGCCAAGCAUUAAUGUUUGACAAUGUACCUCAUUGCGUUACGAAACACAGUUAUGGAAAAAUUGAUUUAUUUCAAUGUUUAUGAAAUUCAAUGUUCAUGAAUUGCAUGUCAUUUAAUAGCUAAAUGAUAGCAGUUUACGAUAUGCCAUUCGAUAGCAGAAACUGAUUCAAUGUAAAAUGUUUGUUUGAACAUUUCCUAAGGUGGGUCAAGCCGAUCAAUGUUACCCCGCUGAUCAAUGAUACCCCGGAUUACGGUACUUUAUUUCAACUAUGUGUUGUGGAGUUUUGACACGAUUUGGUUCAUUUUUCACAAAGUUAUUGAGACUUUUUGGAAUUUUUUAAAAGAUUUCUGAAGGACUGAAAACAAACUGUCAGUCGUUAAAAAAAUAAUGAAAUGCACAAUUUAAAUCACUUGUAGCAAAAACAUAAUCUUUUGUCCAGACGUAGUUUUGGAAAAAAUAUAUGUUAAAAGAAAACUGUUUUUGAUUCCAAGAAAACAUGGGAGAACAAGCCUCCCCAGGGAUCAAGUCUCCUCAGUCUUCCCUGUAUUUCAAGAUCCUUAUUAUUUAGACAGUUGGUGUCCUCGACAAAGUUGUUUGGCUGGUCAAGAACUUUAUAUUGAUGGGCCGUAUAAUUUCAAAUCCUUCCACUAGGAGGUGGUAGAAGGUACAGUCAGGUUUUUUUACGCGGUUUUCAUUUACGCGGCCGCGUAAAUGAAAACUCCAUACAAAAAAAAAUUCAUCGUCUUAUUUUUGCACGAAACGUCGAGAAAUGGUGAGAAAAAGUCGCGGUUUUUUGGAUUUUAAACUGAGUUUUUUUUUCACGUGGUACGUAUCCCCCGCGUAAAAAAACCUGACUGUAUGCACAUUUUUAGUUUCGUUUAUCUCAGGAUCCUGAAUAAUUAGAAAUAUUGUUGCUUCGGUAGAGUUGUUUGGUAGAUCAAGAACUUUCCGUUUAAUAGCCGUUUGGUUUUGAUUUCUGCCGCACCUUGGCGUUGCAAAUUUACAAAAGCAACCAAUUUUAUUAAUUAUCUUGGAAACAUUCAACAAGCCGUAACUUUCAAAAUUUUCAAACUUUGUCUGAUAGUUCCUCAUCUUGUUAUCUGUAAAUGCUACAAAUUUGGACAUGAUUGGUUAGCUCUACACGAAGAUGGAGUACUUCAAGCAGAAUACAUCUUUUUGGCUGUCGUUUUAUUAACUUUUGUAUCUUGGGACCAAGUGAAACAAAUCAAAUCAAUUUUUGAACAUUUAUGAGUAAUAUGUUGGUCUUUAAUUACCAUUUGAUUCGAAUACAAUAUGUCCAAAGUAAAAAAAGUUUUUAGAAUACUUUUUGAGAAAUUCUAAUCAUUUGCCAGCUUUUGCAAAAUGGAAACUAGCGUCUUCUAUUGGCGAAAUCUCGCAUCAAAUGGUAAAUCCACUGCAAGUUCUUGACUCACCAAAUUUUGCGGAAGAAACCGUCUUACCAAGUAAUCGGGGUCCUGAGAUACAUGGAAUUUGAAAUUUGUAAGUUCUCUAGCGCCGCUUUUUUUGUGAAACUUUAAACCAUACUAUCCAUCAACUGUAAGUCUUUGACCAACCUAACAAGUUAUCAAUACCCUGAGAUGUACGAGACGGUAAUUUUGUCAGUGUUUCGUCUAUUUGGCUCUGAUAUCAUAUAAAUGAUCGGUUUCAGUGGCAUUUUUACAACAUCGCAGUACAAUUACAAUUUAAACCAUUUUUGGAAUUUCAACAGAGCGUAGAUGUUGGCCAAACAUCAAAUCCCCCGGGUCUCAAGAGUCUUCGUAGUUAAUGAAAGGGACUUAGUGGUACGCAAUUUAUGAAUGAUACCUUGAAAAAGGGCUCAUACACAACGAGAAAGAAAUUGGUUUGGAAUAUAGAACUACCUUUGUCUACCUGACUACCUGCAGAAGUCGCCAAAGCCUGAGAAAUUUUGUCUUUUCCGCAGACCUUUUUUUCGUGACGUUUCAACGCAAACUUCAACCAGGUGAAACUCAGGCGUCAGUGAACCGAUUUCCUUUGUUUUAAUCUCAUUUGAAAGAUAUUCUAGAGUACAAAGACCAUACAAAAUUUCAAAUUUGAAACUUGUUCCGAAUUUGAAUAAAUUUUAUAAAGGUUGAUUUUCCGUGACGUUACAACGCUUUAAAAACCUAUACUUUGUCCAACCAUACCUCAUAGUUGUAAAGUAUUACAAUUAAAAUUCUUUGUAUGCUAAACAAUCUACAUACAUUCAUCUGUUAAUCAUGGAAGAUUUUUAAAAAAUCAGUGCGUUGGUGUUUAAAAUACGGCAGCUUUGAUGAAUAGUGUGUCUAAAUGCCUUAAAAUCACGAUUUGAUUGUUAAUCUUAACCGUCGUUCAAUAAAUAUGUAUUGUCACAUUAAUAUCAUGUAGAAUACAUUUUUGGACGACAAGAGUAGUGUAGAAUGUUAUAAAAAUGUGAAAUAUGCCAAAUCUCAACUUUGAAAAUUGAGUAUUGAUGAUACGGGGCCCGUAGAAUGUGUCAGUUGCUUUGUAGCCAACAAGGUAACAAGAUAUAAUCUCCAUCACUACUUUAGUGAAAUUUCAAUGCAUUUUGGAUGCCCAAAAAAGGUACACGGCAGAUUUGUCUUGGUAAGAUGUCAAGAUAUCCAUGGCACAAUAUUUGUAUGACUAUUGUCCUCUAGUUCUAUUUACGCUUAUUUCAAUUCAAUUGCAACGAUGAAAACAAUACCUUGUUUACUCUAAAUGCUUGAUUGCAUAAAUAUUUAUUUAAACGCUUAUGUAUUCGUUGUUACGUCAUACUGUGGGAAACAAGACUAGGGUGCCUGUACCAGUUAUCGCACCACCUAAGAAAAACUAUUUCUACAAAAAUAAGAAGAAGACCGACGAAUGUAAACAAUAAGUCAAAUGAUUGAUUAGUUUUCAUACUUUACAGGAAAAAUAUAAAAACGUAGCCAAAACUACUUUUAGUAUUUAUUACGGCGUGUGCCAAUGAUAGGAACCCUGUACCAGUUAUGGAUACAUUUGUUAAUUUGGGUUCCACUUCGCACUAUUUACAUGCAUUCCUUAUGGGAGUUGCCAUAACUGGUACACUAUGGCGAAAUAGGGUGCAAGGAGGCCGAAAAGUUAAGGAAAAUGAUUUAUUUAUACCAUAAUUUGAGCAAAUUGUGCAGUUUGAAUGAUUGCAAUCAUCUUUUGUGAUCGUGAUCUGUUGUUCACGAUUUUUUUCUUGUUGAUUUGUGUCUUUAAAGGUUGGAAAUCAACUAUGGCGAAUUUGAGGUACUAUAGCCAUAACUGGUACACUGAGCCUACCAUAUGUACAACUUUAAGGUUAAAAUGUGAUCUGUGUACCAACAUCGAGCCAUAAAGGCAAUUGCAUCUUUGUAACAUCUGCCUCGCCGUUGACUUCAGUCAUUACAACUCUGUUGCCAACCACCUCACAGUACAUAAACGAAUAAGCAGAGGAAGAUCUCUGCUUGAACUCUGACAAAGUGACAGGCAAUAAAAUAAACGAAACACAAAAUCGCAUGUGGGCAUUCGGAACACAGAACGGUGUAGGUACUGAACUGACACGAAUGUGAUCCGCGGGCAUCAUCAACAGCCGGUGGCCAGCCAAUGCCCUGCCUGCACUGCACUACACUGCCCUGCCUUUGCCUACCUUCGCUCCUUUGCCUAACCAAAUCAACCCAACCGGAGCAGCAGCUGAUGCACGUUUAACCGAGCGAAUCGCAGAAAAGAAGAGCGCAGUUAAUUUCACGGCCUUCCAAGGCCGUUCAAUGCCGUUUUCUUGACGCAUCGCCGAACCGAUUCUCGGUCGGUCGACAUUGCCCUCAGCAAGAAUUCGCUCGCGAGAUUGGCGUGCUUCCACCUUUGCGUGGUUUGAAUAUUGUUGGCUGUGGGUUGUUGGGUAGGUAUAUAGCCUUUCGUGAAACUGUGGACAAAGGAUAGAAAUUCCAAUUCGACCGAUCGUGAUGAGUUCCUCCGGUGGACUUCCAAGCAAUGGGUUUGAUGAUUUGCAGUUCUAUUAACGCUGGAAUGCGAUCGUUAAUCAACGAUAUCAGCGGCAAUUUAACGGUUCGUUUGAGGUUUUAAACAACAACACCUUUCGAAGAAAUCAAUGUAAUUCAAUUUCACAGAUCCCAUUAGGAGAUGUCUAAUCCAUAAAAGUAAUUUUAAUUAUGCUUCAUUUCAACGUUCAGUAGUACAGUGAGAAAACGGUAAGCAUACUUCCUGGUACUAAGACUAACGAUUUGUGAUAUUAAAUUCAGAAUAGUUUCUUUAUUUGAAAACUAAACGUUUUAUAAUUGUUCGUAAAAAGCAAUAGCUACUAAAGCAAUAUGUUCAUAGCAUUUUCGUUUAGUGUCAAACCAGAUAGAAUUUUCUACACAGAAACAAACAUAAGGAACUGCACAGGAUCGCAGAAUGAAAUAUGACAACUAUUAACUUCCCAUUAGGCAAAUUUAAAUCCAGAUGGAUGCUUGCGGCGCGGCGUACUGCCAGGAUAGAAAUUACAUUCCAUCCAAAUUAACCGGUAGACCUCAUCUUUCAGUUCCAAUGUCAGGUUCAUACCAUUAGCCGGAAUUCGCACGGGUCAGAGUUAUGAAUUCCGAUCUUAUCGCACCACUUUGCCUCGCAUAAUAGUGGCACAGAGGCGUUCCGACAACACUGCGCUCGUGUACCUCGUUCUGAUGUUUACACCUUCAUUCUUUAUACCAUUCGCCACUUUGAAAGUGGCUUCACACAACACCACAGAACAUGCAAUGAGCUCCGAACGGAGGUGACUUGUAAUUAUUAGUUUCCUGAAAUAAAACCAUUAGAACAAAACAUGCAGCGGAUUCAUGCACAGAACUGGAUCGUAUUUUGCCAUUACCCCGCCCUUAUCCAUGUGGGUACUGGUUACCAUUGACUUCGCUUUGGCCCAACCGAAGCGUGUAAUUUAUAGAGUGAUCGCAAAUAGGCCCAGCUUUGGUAGGAUUCGUACACAGCCACCACCCACAACAUUGAGAAGCGUGACUUACGGUUUCGAUCAUUCACAUCUGGCAACGGUCGGUCGGUGGUUCACGCGGUACCUGCAUUAAAAAUCUAUGAAUGAAAGUGGGUUGUAUUAUUGAGAGCAUUCUCUGUGGCACUGCUGAUCACUUGUACGCGUGAGUAGGAAAUAAUACGGCUCACUAAUUUUAACAAGACGGAUAUUAGUUCGUUGAAACACCAUGAAACAACUAAGAUGAACCAAUUUGCUUGAUUUUUGCACGGUUCAAUUCAAGACCAACAAUUGAAAAGGCCGGAUUCACAUUUUGUAAACAAACAUGCUUCUGUCGAU
Aedes albopictus (Asian tiger mosquito) is the source of this 16897-nucleotide messenger RNA. RefSeq lists its product as uncharacterized. NCBI's taxonomy places the organism in Eukaryota, Metazoa, Arthropoda, Insecta, Diptera, Culicidae. The transcript is spliced from 2 exons. Gene Ontology annotation, molecular function: nucleic acid binding; zinc ion binding. The coding region runs from base 1231 to 5325 and encodes 1364 amino acids. Gene Ontology annotation, biological process: DNA integration. The record is from RefSeq and is a predicted model, not a curated record.